GGUGAGCUGUGUCUUCUGCCCUUGAGAUCCAGGCCCUGCAUCCCUGCCUCAAUGGGAGAGGAGGGCUGCCUGUGUCCUCCUCCUCAGAGACCCACCUAUUCACCUGCUCCAUCCUGGCUGGCAGAGCCUUGCCCUUCUGGUCAGCAGAGCAAGGAUGACAGAUUUUUUUUUUUAACAGAUAAAGGAAAAGAUGACUCAGUCAAAAAGGACAAGCCAUAUAAGAUCUUUUUCAAAGAUCUCUUUCUUUUCAAAGAAAAUGAAAUGGCAGCAAAGAAAAAGGAAAAAUUUAUAAACCGCAGCAUGAAAGUCUACCAGAAGUCUACUUUUUCAUCUCGAAUGAAAAGUCGUUCACACCUGGGCCAAGUAGGAUUCUACUCUGACACAGCUGGUGGCUCAUUCGAAAAAUUUGGGCUAGAUCCCACUCUUAUUCUAAGAUUAACAGAAGGUGCGGACACAAAAAGGACUAUUCAUGAAUUUAUUAAUGACCAGAGAGACAGGUUUCUGCUGGAGUAUGCCCUGUCAACCAAAAGAAAUACAAUUAAAAAGUUUGAAAAACACAUGGCGGCGAAGGAACGGCAACUCACAAGAGCCGAAAGAAAGCUCCAAGAAGACGCAAUGGCCUUUGAAGAGUUCCUUCGAGAAAAUGACCACAGAUCUGCAGAUGCUCUUAAAAUUGCAGCACAGGAAACUAUAAACAAACUCCAAAUGACAGCAGAGUUAAAGAAAGCCAGUAUGGAGGUGCAGGCAGUGAAAAGUGAGAUAGCAAAAACAGAAUUCCUCCUUCGAGAGUACAUGAAAUAUGGAUUCUUUCUGCUGAAAUUGUCUCCAAAACACUGGCAAAUCCAACAAGCGCUGAAAAGGGCGCAGAUGACAAAGAGUAGAGACAGUAUGAAUGUUAGUCUCCCAAUACUAACAAAGGGCAAUACUGAGGAUGCCAGGAAGAUAUCAUUUUCAGAUGACUAUUACAUGGAAAGAGAUCACCAAGGAAAACCGCACAGGUCCACUCUCACCCUAGAGAAUAAGAAAUCAUCCUUAUCAAGCCACGCUGAGAGUAUCAGUUCAGAAGACAGCUUAGAAUUCUUUUUAGAUGAUGAUACAGACUAUGAUCUGGAGCCAGAGCUUUAUUUCAAAGAACCGGAAGAGUUACUUCAAGUCCUCACAGAGCUGGAAGAGCAGAACCUAACUUUGGUACAAUAUUCCCAAGACGUAGAUGAAAAUCUUGAAGAUGUAAAUAAAAGAGAAAAACUUAUACAGGAUAAAAUAAACAGCAACAUAGAGUUUCUUCUGGAGCACAAGGAAAUGCUUAAGGCUAACUGUGUGAGAGAAGAGGAAAAAGCAGCAGAACUGGAAUUAAGGUCCAGGCUAUUUAGUUUUGGAGAAUUUAAAUCAGACACUCAGGAAAAACUGAUAGACUCUCUUAGUAAAAAAAUUAAUCAAGUAUACAAAGUCUGCAUUGGAGAUGCUGAUGUUGGCAGCCUCAACCCAGUUCAAAAGCUGGUAAAAGUGGAGUCUCGCCUGGUAGAACUGAGUGAUCUCAUUGAAUCCAUUCCCAAAGAAAACGUGGAGGCAAUUGAGAGGAUAAAACAGAAAGAACGGCGGCAAAAGUUACGUGAAGAGAAAAUGAAAGAAAAACAAAAACAUCAGGAGGAAAGGCUAAAAGCUGCUCUGGAAAGAGCAGUAGCACAACCAAAGAAAAAGCUGGGAAGACGACUUGUCUAUCGCUCAAAACCUCCAUCUGGUAACAGACAUGAACUACUUUUAGUUAAGGAUACAAGAACAAAAUCACUAGAGGAUGAAUAUUUUUUAGCUUGA
Ailuropoda melanoleuca (giant panda) is the source of this 1812-nucleotide messenger RNA. RefSeq names its product coiled-coil domain containing 38 (gene CCDC38). The record is from RefSeq and is a predicted model, not a curated record. The transcript has 14 exons. Gene Ontology annotation, cellular component: centrosome. Lineage: Eukaryota; Metazoa; Chordata; Mammalia; Carnivora; Ursidae. Bases 52 to 1812 code for a protein of 586 amino acids.